Molecule: messenger RNA, 690 nt
Organism: Pisolithus orientalis
Lineage: Eukaryota; Fungi; Basidiomycota; Agaricomycetes; Boletales; Pisolithaceae
Exons: 2
Source: RefSeq, a predicted model, not a curated record
CUAUCUCCAUGGCGACUACCACGGGUAUCAGGUGUUACACCUGGUUUGGGUAGCAUCCCCCAAUGGACUCCAGGCACCUGGCCACCAUUGCCAUGGCCCACCGAAGUUCCUGUCCGGCUCGCCCCAUGGCUCAUUCCCAACCCCAUAAACCCUGGUGUUCCCCAGAUAAAAUGGGACGUGAGUACGCAUCCUAUGACAGCUCGACGUAUAACUGGUGCACAUGUUAUUCUGCCCCUAGACUCGCGAGGGGGUGGAAGCGCAGGCGCUGGAAUAGACCACGAACCAGCGACUUUACCUCCGUCCGAUAGAAUUCUCGUGCUAUGUGAUGUUGGCUCCAUGAGCCAAUUCUGGGGCCCGAUCAUCAUCGAACGACCGGGAGGAAGUGUCACGAUACGUGACCUUCUCAAAGGCAUCUAUGCGUUCUUCCAGACGCGCCUUACGCGUACUCCUAGGAGCAUAUCUCCUCCUCUCAGGCCAGACUAUUAUCGUUUACCACUAGAUGCUUAUCAGAGGAGGGUGACACAAAGACCAUCUGGAGUACUAAGAGAUCGGGAUGGGAGGGAUAGGAUAAGGAGGGCGGAUUGUCUUGGGGAUCGGAGGUGGUGGUGGGAGGUGUGGGUAACACAUAACUCGGAUGGGACAUGGCAGUUAAAUUUGGGACUCGCGAACCCCAUGCACCGGAAUACAUGA